UCAGUACGUUUGCGUUUCUCAACUAAGCCACUACGUUUGGCUAAAUAACACCGCGUCACUAUUAUUUAGUCAUUUAAGAAGCAAUAGAACUAUGAUUUGGAAUACGGAUUCGAUACAAAAACUCCUGGAUUUAUGUAUAAAGCAACCAGUGCUAUGGGACCCGAAACAUUCUCACUACGGUGACAAAGUUGCAAGAGAAAAAGCGCAUCAAAUAAUAGCCGAACAAAUGGACGUUCCUAACAUAACCGCAGAAGACAUAAAUCGCAAGUAUAGAAGUAUGAGAGCGGCGUACCGAGUAGAAGUCAGAAAUAUUAACACUGCUAAAAUCCGCGGGUUCUUUUACAAACCAACGUUGCAUUGGUUUUCCAUUUUCAAGCAAUACAUGAAGCAAGUAGAAGAUCGCAAGAAAGUGAAUUCUCCAAUUAUUCAGAAGCAACUUCUCCUGCAAAGGGAUCUGACAGACCGCCACCAAUACGUUUUUACGCUUAAAGAUGACCCUCAAAUACCUGUAGGACCUAUCAAUAAGAACUUGCCUCCGCAGGUGCAUUUGGUGACAAAUACUGGUCAAGAAAUACACUUGGAUGAGGACGAGGAAUCGUCAGAAGAGGAAAUGUCAUCAGAGGAGAGUGAGGAUGAGUUCCAAAGCUUUGCUGACCACAUCGCUGUGCAACUGAGGAGUAUGUCCGUCCACAGGGCUGUCAUGAUACAGAAUCAGAUUCAAAAAAUAUUCGCGCAAGACAGAGAAAUUCACGAAAUAACGGUCGAGGAAGACGAUUAACUAGAUUUAGGUUUAAGUACUUACUACAUUCAUUAUUAUUCAUAAUAAAUACUUACUUGAAAA
Ostrinia nubilalis (European corn borer) is the source of this 841-nucleotide messenger RNA. RefSeq lists its product as uncharacterized. The record is from RefSeq and is a predicted model, not a curated record. The transcript has 2 exons. Bases 92 to 778 code for a protein of 228 amino acids. NCBI's taxonomy places the organism in Eukaryota, Metazoa, Arthropoda, Insecta, Lepidoptera, Crambidae.